CUCCAAAGUCCAUAUGGCAGCUGCCGACCCGGACUCUGGGCGACAAGACCGACUUUCGACAGGUUUCCUCGCCCAAGACGUCGUCAUCCCAUCCCGCCAAGAACAAACCGGCAAACUGCGAGCUCUCGCCGCGUAACCUCGUAGACCCAUUUCAUCCUUUCAUAUAUCUCGUCCAGCGCAUAGCUAGCUGUCCCGCUCGUCAGCUGUCGCAUCGAACUUUUCCUCCCUCUGCUCAACAAAUUUCCAGCAUCCCACCUGCAGCUUCUCACAUACACACAUACACACAAACAUCACUGCUCGCGUCGUCAACCCACCAGCCUCCCCACCGAGAUGCCCAACACGAAGGACCGCAAGGUCUUGAGAACCGACGAUGUGGUGAACCUCAAGGAGGAAGAGAAGAGAAAACUGCUCGCGGAACACCUCCCAGACGGUCCACCCGAAGACACGCAACGCCAGUGGCGCGACGAUGACAUCCCCCCUAAGGGCAGGUUUGGCCUGCGCCGCGCCCUUCGUUCGAAGCUGCAUCUCGCCGUUUACAUGAUCCUGCACGCCUUCUUCUCCCUGUACAUCAGGAUACGACAGGCAUGGCACCUGGUGUGCUACCACGUAUCCUCCAUCUUGUUCUACCACCACCGGACACCGGAAUACAUUGAGCGCGAUGUCGUUGCCUUGAAGAGGAAGCCGAAGCACCUCAGUGUUAUCUUGAAGCGGGAAGCGGGCGGCAGACACGGCGCCGAACUGGAGAGACUGGUUGCUGAGGCGGCCGAGGUUGCCGUGUGGUGCGUCUGCGCAAAGAUCCCCGUCUUGACGGUGUACGAGCGAACAGGCCUCCUCAAGCACUACCUCCCUCACCUCCAGCAGUCCAUCAUUCAGAAGUCUCGAUCCUAUUUCGGCAGACACCAGCCGGCCCUUACCGUGGCCAUGCCCCACGCUGACGAGGUUCUCGAAUCCCCAGCCCAUGGUGACUUCGUGCGCGACGAUCCUCGUCACCUCAAGGUUCUCUUCAUCUCCGCCGAGGACGGCCGGGACUCCAUGGUCGAUCUCACCCGCACCCUGGCCGAGAUGUCCCAGAAGGGCAAGCUCCACCCCCGUGACAUCAGCACUGAUCUGAUUGAUGCGGAGCUGUCUGAAGGCAUCAUGCCUGAGCCCGACUUGCUCAUCUCCUUCGCUCCCUACGUCGAUCUGGAUGGCUACCCGCCCUGGCCUAUCCGGCUGACCGAGAUCUUCUGCCUGCCGGACAACCAGGGCGUCGGAUACCAGGUCUUUUUGAGAGCGCUAAACAACUACGCCAAUGCGCAGUUCCGCAAAGGCAAAUAAGAAAAGAGAAAAAAAAAUGAUGUUGAGGUCGCGUAUACCCUAGGAGAGUUUCAUGGUUUCCCCUCGAGCUGGUCUUUGGCGGAAGCUACCCGCAUUUCCCGCAUCGUUUUAUCCCACCGAUAGACAGGCCCGGUCCCGACAUUGUAGUUGUAGUAAU
Molecule: messenger RNA, 1474 nt
Organism: Colletotrichum destructivum
Lineage: Eukaryota; Fungi; Ascomycota; Sordariomycetes; Glomerellales; Glomerellaceae
Product: Putative decaprenyl diphosphate synthase-like superfamily
Exons: 3
Coding region: 331-1317 (328 amino acids)
Cellular component (GO): dehydrodolichyl diphosphate synthase complex; endoplasmic reticulum membrane
Molecular function (GO): ditrans,polycis-polyprenyl diphosphate synthase [(2E,6E)-farnesyl diphosphate specific] activity
Source: RefSeq, a predicted model, not a curated record